CAUUUACCGGUAUUUCUAAAUAUAGAGCGAGGAAGAAAAUAUACCGGGUCGAUUCGUAAAUCUGGCAAUACACAAGAUGGAAGUUAACAUGUGGAGUGUACUCCUAGGUUUGCUUGUUUUCACAACAACUCCAGCAGAGACAUCAACAUGUUGUUUACCGCAAAUGGAAGGGACAUUAGGCUUCUCAAGCGGAUACCAAGUAAAAGACAAGGGUUUCCUAACAGAGGCCAUAUUUCGACUUGCAUAUGAUGUGAAAGGAAAAAGACAGUCCACUCUAGGGGAGGGACAAACUAAUGGAAUACCAUUUAAAACUCAUCAAAUUGACGAUUAUGCGGCGGGCAAGAAGUACACAGUGACAAAUGGAAAGUGCGUUAUUGUACCUUUAAAAACUGAGAUGCUAUACUGUAUUCCAUCUGAUGCGAAACUGGUGAUGUCAACCUUUAUUGGAUUUGAUGACAAGAAAAUUGAUGUGGACAUGUACUCAUUCUCAUUUCAAGGAGCCACUGUUACUAUGUCCGUCACAAAAGACACCUGUGUACCGGUAUCGGAACACGUCACAUAUCCAAAUGUGUUGGUUGAUGUUGGUUACAUGGGAAUGACCAGUGGUAUUCAAAACACUACUGUCUUUGAUAUUCCAAAGCCUUGUCAAAAGGUUGGACUUAUGGGAGUUCCUCAUGAACAAAAUGAUAUUGAGCACUUGAGACACAGAAGACAUUCUCCUUUGUUCCUUUAACCAUCUUUUUUUCUGUGUGAUGAAUCUCCGUGUGGUUUUCGUGUCGAAGUCAACUUUAAUUCAACAAAUGAAUUUAUCACUAUGCUAUUUUUUAAUGAGUUACUCAGUUUUGUUUGUAAUUUAAAGAAAAGUCUAAACGACUUUUCCAGAUCAAUAAUAAGCUCAAAUAAGAGAGGAAAAAUUAAAGUGUUUUUUAUGGUAUACCAAAUUAUUGUUUGUAAUCUAGAUCUGUAUCCAUGAUAUAGACAUAUCGUACAUGUUGAUGGCAAAAUGUUCAAAUAGUUUAUAGAAUCUAUAAAGUUUUACUCUUGUUUUAGUUUGCAACUUUUAAUGCGAAAUUAAGAUUGACAUUUUCUUUUAUUUAGUUUGGAACUUUUUGUAGAAAGUAUAUCAAAAUAAUUAAAAUAUCUGUCUUCAG
Molecule: messenger RNA, 1151 nt
Organism: Mytilus californianus (California mussel)
Lineage: Eukaryota; Metazoa; Mollusca; Bivalvia; Mytilida; Mytilidae
Exons: 5
Coding region: 77-733 (218 amino acids)
Biological process (GO): cell-matrix adhesion
Cellular component (GO): extracellular region; lysosome
Molecular function (GO): calcium ion binding
Source: RefSeq, a predicted model, not a curated record